This is a messenger RNA of Daucus carota subsp. sativus, 1053 nucleotides long. RefSeq lists its product as uncharacterized. Bases 219 to 875 code for a protein of 218 amino acids. NCBI's taxonomy places the organism in Eukaryota, Viridiplantae, Streptophyta, Magnoliopsida, Apiales, Apiaceae. The record is from RefSeq and is a predicted model, not a curated record. The transcript has 5 exons.
AAAGAGUAAACAGUUCCAAAGAAUUGGCAGAGAAAUUACAUGUAUAACCUUAUACCACAUGAAUACGAAGCUCCUUGGUUCACUCCAUUCACCCAACCAAACGCCAUUCCUGUAAUCCUAUUAACCUAAUAUCGGAAAAAACAGGGAAUCGUGAAGUGGGUGUCGGAAUUCGAUACAGGCGCCGACUAUAGGUGUCUUUGACGGGAAGAAAGGUGAAGAUGACAACUAGUAUUGCUGAUGAGCUCUAUUCAGAAAUUUUGGAGCAGUCAAAUGGAGAGAUGAAUUCAAAAUCGACUUCCUUAGCUAAUCAUUUCAAUUCAAGUGAUUCCCAUGAGGAUGAAUUGUGGAAUGAAGAUGGAUUGUCAUGGAAUGGUUCGAACAAUGAUUCAGAAAAAGAAUCUGACUUGGAUAGGGAAUGGCAGAGGAGGCGAGAUCAAUUCCACACGAUUGGAUACCGAGAUGGUCUCAUAGCUGGGAAAGAAGCUUCUGCACAAAAAGGGUUCAAUACUGGAUUUAGUGAGUCUGUUUUUGUAGGGUACAAAUGGGGCCUUGUUAGAGGUGUUGGGAGUGCUCUAGCCUGCCUUCCGGUUGCAGUAAGUAAAAGGUUGGUUGAAUCCGAGGAAAAGAGAAAUAAGUACCUUCACCUACAUGAAUCUGUUAAUGGGCUUUCCACAUCUGAUGCACUGAAGUUAUUUCAUGAUGAUAUAUCCAAAAGUGUCGAGAAACAAAAUGAUCAACCCAUGCCUACUUCAGACAAGGAAGAAGAGCAUACUCCAGGUUCCAGUGACACUCUCCUAGUAACAUACUACAAAGAUAUGCAGGCACUUAUUCUAGAAUCUCCUGCUUUAGAGGUUGAUUUUGAGAUACCCAAAUAGUUUACCUGUAUAAUAUAGCCCAAGCUUGUAUAAGGUAUGUUUAAUUUCCCUGUACUAAUACUCUAGACAAUGGCGGAAGUAGAUGCUUUAACCUUACUAAUGGCGUAUGGCGAAUUCUGUUGUAUCUGAAUUCAUUUAUACAAAGAAAACCUCGCUUGAUGUUACAAGUUCAUACAAA